AUGCCUGAAUUGGAUGAAUCGUUACGCAUUCUACCCCUUUUAUCAAAAGACCUACCUCAAUCGGGCUUCGAUCGUAUCAUCCAUGUGACCCAUCAGCUGCCAUUCGAGAUUUCAAGGACGGACAACAACAACAACCACCAUUGGUCUUUUGCACCGCGUCGUGGUCAUGGUGCCAUGUAUGCAGGCAUCGAAUCGCUCAAGAAUGAGUGGAAGUCGAUACACAUUGGCUGGACAGGCGAGAUUCAUGGACGGCCUGACGCUGAGGCGAACAACAAGACAACGCUCGAGCUUGCACACGAUGAUAAGGAACGCUUGGCCAAGGAUUUGGAAGAGGCCCAUGGCUGCAUCCCCCUGUAUCUUGAUAGCGAAAGCGUGGCAGGGCAUUACGAUGGUUACUGCAAAACAAUGCUUUGGCCUCUUUUUCAUUACUUGAUAUGGAACGAUGCAACUGAUGGUCGUCUUGAACGCAAACAAUGGGAGGCUUAUGCUAUGGUCAAUCAAAAAUAUGCAGACCUUGUAUGCCAACAUUAUCGUGAAGGAGAUAUCAUUUGGGUGCAUGAUUAUCAUUUGCUAUUGGUCCCUGGCAUGGUUCGUGAAAAACUGCCAAAGGCAAGGAUAGGCCUAUUCAUCCAUGCUCCAUUUCCUAGUUCCGAAAUCUUUCGAUGCUUACCAAAACGGCAGGAGAUUCUAAAGGGAAUGCUUGGUGCAAAUCUUGUUGGCUUCCAGACUUAUUCUUAUGCACGCCAUUUUAUUUCAACAUGCACCCGCAUAUUUGGAUAUGAAUCAAAUCCGGACGGUGUCGAAGAAGAGGAUCACUUUUGUCACGUGGGCACAUUCCCCAUUGGAAUUGAUGUGGAUCGAGUGGAGACGAUGCGGAAGGACAAGGACGUUCAAUACAAGAUGAAGGCGAUUGCUGAUAUGUAUACUGGCAAAAAGAUCAUUGUGGGACGUGACAAGCUGGACCUUGUUAAGGGCGUACUUCAAAAAUUGGCAGCCUUUGAAAAGUUCCUAAUGGAUUACCCUGAAUGGAGAGACCAAGUAGUCUUGAUCCAGGUGACGGAUGGUAGCACAACCGAAUCUGCCAAGCUAGAGAAUAAGGUCUCCGAGAUUGUUGCACAUAUCAAUGGCACUUAUGGAUCACUUGAAUUCACGCCUGUACACCAUUAUCAUCACCAAGUACAACCCGACGACCUUUAUGCACUCUUGUCAAUAGCGGAUGCGGCCUUGAUUACAGCUGUACGUGAUGGCAUGAACACAACGAGCUUGGAAUACGUCAUAUGUCAACAAGAAAAGCACGGGCCACUUAUCUUGUCGGAAUUUACCGGCACUGCCGGUUCAAUGAGCUCAGCGCUUAUGGUGAAUCCCUGGGAUUAUGCAGGUCUUGCCAAAGCUAUCAAUGAUGCACUACUCAUGUCCGAAGAAGAUAAGCUCUCUCGUCACUUGCAAUUGCUAGACCACGUCAAAUCCCAUACUGCUUCCUUUUGGGCACAUUCAUUCAUCAAGUUAUUGGUGCAAUCCAUUGCAAGCUCCGAACAAACAAGCAACACGCCCGUUUUGCGAAUGGAUUAUCUCUUGCCAGCAUACCAACAAUCAAAACGACGCUUACUUUGCUUUGACUAUGAUGGCACAUUGACACCGAUUUGUAAAACACCAUCGGCUGCAGUCCCACCACCUGAUAUGCUUCGUGCCCUUGAGAAGCUGUGUCAGGAUCCAAGGAACGACGUUUGGGUCAUUUCAGGUCGUGAUGAAACAGCAUUGGAUCGAUGGUUGGGUCACAUUGAUGGUAUUGGUCUCAGCGCAGAGCACGGGUGCUUUAUCAAGUAUCCACGCAGCGACAAAUGGAUCAAUCUGACAGAGCACGUUGACAUGGGCUGGAAGCAUGAUGUCAUUGAUAUCUUCACCUAUUAUACUGAACGCACUACGGGCAGCUUCAUUGAGCAUAAACGAUGUUCAAUCACAUGGCAUUAUCGACUAGCUGAUCCUGAAUACGGCGCAUUCCAAGCCAAGGAGUGCCAAAAUCAUUUGGAAAAUGCUAUUCUCUCAAAAUUGCCAGUGGAGGUCCUUGUUGGCAAAAAGAAUCUUGAAGUACGACCGACAUCAAUCAACAAGGGAGAGGUUGUCAAUCGACUCUUGGCAGCCCAUCAUUAUGACUUUGUUAUGUGCUGUGGUGAUGAUAAGACGGAUGAGGACAUGUUCAAGAAGCUUCGCAAGGCUCAAAAUCUGACGGAUGAUCAAAUCUUUUCGGUGAUGGUUGGAUCGGAAGACAAAAAGACGCGAGCAUUGUGGCGGUUACAAAAUGUUCAAGAAGUUAUUGACACGAUUGCACGUAUGGCUGAUUCCUCUUGUUGA
Molecule: messenger RNA, 2349 nt
Organism: Lichtheimia ornata
Lineage: Eukaryota; Fungi; Mucoromycota; Mucoromycetes; Mucorales; Lichtheimiaceae
Product: alpha,alpha-trehalose-phosphate synthase (UDP-forming)
Exons: 8
Coding region: 1-2349 (782 amino acids)
Biological process (GO): trehalose biosynthetic process
Cellular component (GO): cytosol; alpha,alpha-trehalose-phosphate synthase complex (UDP-forming)
Molecular function (GO): catalytic activity
Source: RefSeq, a predicted model, not a curated record